AUGGCGCUGCGGGUCCGAGCGCUCUACGACUUCAGGUCGGAGAACCCUGGGGAGAUCUCGCUGUGGGAGCACAAGGUGCUGAGCCUCUGCAGCGAGCAGGACAUCGAGGGCUGGCUGGAGGGCGUCAACAGCCGAGGCGACCGCGGCCUCUUCCCGGCCUCUUACGUGCAGGUGAUCCGCUCCCCGGUCACCGAGCUGCCGCCGACGUCCCGCUAUGCCAACCUCUCCUCCGGCAGCUUUGAGCCGCUGCCGCCCCAUUCCACCUUCAAGCCGGCAGCACUAGAGCUCUUCUCGCUCCCCGCCGCCGCCGGGUACCCUUUCUCACUGGUGCCCUACGGCAGCUCCUACCAACCCAGCCAGGGCAGCGAUGACGACUGGGACGACGACUGGGAUGAAAGCUCCACGGUGGCCGAUGAGCCAGGUGCCCUGGGUAGCUCCUACCAUGACUACGAGGUGACGGGCAGCCAGGCCUCUGGCCACUACUGCCUAUCCACGCAAUCCAAGCUGUCCCUGAGACCCCGCAGUGGCCACCUGGCAGGCCACCCACACCCACCCAGCAGCGGUGCCAAGAGCUCGGCCACGGUGAGCCACAACCUCAACCGCUUCUUCAUCUUUGUCAAGUCUGGUGGGGAGGCCUUUGUGCUGGGUGAAGCAUCAGGCUUCGUGAAGGACAGGGACAAACUAUGUGUAGUGCUGGGCCUCCAGGGCCCUGAGUGGCAGAAGAACCCUUACCCCUUCCAGUGCUCCAUUGAGGACCCCACCAAGCAGACCAAGUUCAAGGGCAUGAAGAGCUACAUUGCCUACAAGCUGGUGCCCAGCCACACCAGGCAGCAGGUGCACUGCCGCUACAAGCACUUUGACUGGCUCUACGGGCGCCUGGCUGAGAAGUUCCCUGUCAUCUCUGUGCCCCACUUGCCAGAGAAGCAGGCCACUGGUCGCUUUGAGGAGGACUUCAUCUCCAAACGUCGCAAAGGCCUGGCUUGGUGGAUGGACCACAUGUGUAGCCACCCUGUGCUGGCUCAGUGUCAUGCUUUCCAGCACUUCCUCACCUGUCCCAGCACGGAUGAGAAGGCCUGGAAACAAGGCAAGCGCAAGGCUGAGAAGGAUGAGAUGGUGGGUGCCAACUUUUUCCUGACCAUCAGUGUCACCACUGGCCCUGAGGCCAGCCUGGACUUGCAAGAGGUGGAAAGCCAGGUGGAUGGCUUCAAAGCCUUCACAAAGAAGAUGGACAAAAGCACCCUGCAUCUUAAUCACACGGCGAAUGAGUUUGCCCACAAACAAGUCACUGGUUUCAAGAAAGAAUACCAGAAGGUGGGGCACUCCUUUAAGUGUCUCAGUCAGGCGUUUCAGCUGGACCAGCAGGCCUUUUCCACUGGCCUCAACCAAGCCAUAGCCUUCACUGCAGAAGCCUAUGAUGCUAUUGGGGACCUCUUUGCAGAUCAGCCCUGGCAGGACCUAAAUGCUGUGAUGGAUUUGUUAGCACUGUAUCAAGGGCAUUUGGCCAACUUUCCAGACAUCAUCCACAUCCAGAAAGGUAACACCUUUACGUCUGUGAAGGAAAGUAAGCUACAUGUAGAAGAGGGGAAGAUGGAGCUCCAAAAAGCUGAGGGUAUUCAAGAAUGCUGUAACAUUAUUUCUUUUGUGACCCUAGCAGAAAUUAAUCAUUUCCACAAAAUUCGUGUGAGGGACUUUAAAUCACAGAUGCAACAUUUCUUGCAACAGCAAAUACUCUUUUUUCAAAAAGUGACGCAAAAGCUAGAAGAAGCUCUUCACAAGUAUGACAGUGUUUAA
This is a messenger RNA of Strigops habroptila (Kakapo), 1791 nucleotides long. Its product is annotated as sorting nexin-18-like. The transcript is spliced from 3 exons. Gene Ontology annotation, molecular function: phosphatidylinositol binding; protein binding. Gene Ontology annotation, biological process: protein transport; plasma membrane tubulation; endocytosis. Gene Ontology annotation, cellular component: cytoplasmic vesicle; plasma membrane. NCBI's taxonomy places the organism in Eukaryota, Metazoa, Chordata, Aves, Psittaciformes, Psittacidae. The record is from RefSeq and is a predicted model, not a curated record. The coding region runs from base 1 to 1791 and encodes 596 amino acids.